Molecule: messenger RNA, 618 nt
Organism: Rhizopus microsporus ATCC 52813
Lineage: Eukaryota; Fungi; Mucoromycota; Mucoromycetes; Mucorales; Rhizopodaceae
Product: HLH-domain-containing protein
Exons: 3
Coding region: 1-618 (205 amino acids)
Biological process (GO): regulation of transcription by RNA polymerase II
Cellular component (GO): nucleus
Molecular function (GO): protein dimerization activity; RNA polymerase II cis-regulatory region sequence-specific DNA binding; DNA-binding transcription factor activity, RNA polymerase II-specific
Source: RefSeq, a predicted model, not a curated record
AUGAAUUACUCGGUUAUAAGCGAUAAAUCACGGCUAAUGAAUCCCAUGACAUAUUCUACAUUUAAAGACAUUCCAAAUGAUUCUGUUGUUAACUUGCUAGCUCAACAUUCAAGCAAUCAUUUGAAUUAUUCUAAUAAUGAUUCACUCUACCAAGAUAACUAUGUCUUUGACGAUUUAUAUCCAAGAAAAUCCCCUUCUUCCUCUCCUCCUCAGGGGCAACCCAUGUAUUUCAAUGGCAGAUUAAGAGCAUCAUCAUCUUAUUCUUCGUUUCAAAAUAAUGACUUAUUCCAACAACAACAACAACAAAAGGAUGAUAGUCAUAGUUUUGAUGAAGAAUACAUAAACCAAGCCAAUAUGCAAGCCAUUAUGGAAAAAAGACGCAGACGAAGAGAAUCGCAUAAUGCAGUUGAAAGAAGACGAAGGGAUAAUAUUAAUGAAAGAAUACAAGAACUUGGAACACUUUUACCUGACUCAGCAGAAGAAAACAAGAUGAACAAAGGCACAAUACUACGCAAAAGUGUAGAACAAAUAAGGAAAUUGCAACAUGAUGUAUAUCAACAUAAGCAAAGAAUACAUGAAUUAGAACUCUUACUGCAGCAAUUAAGACGGCCAUUGUAA